Molecule: messenger RNA, 3910 nt
Organism: Fundulus heteroclitus (mummichog)
Lineage: Eukaryota; Metazoa; Chordata; Actinopteri; Cyprinodontiformes; Fundulidae
Product: WD40 repeat-containing protein SMU1
Exons: 12
Coding region: 381-1916 (511 amino acids)
Biological process (GO): mRNA splicing, via spliceosome
Cellular component (GO): precatalytic spliceosome
Molecular function (GO): protein binding
Source: RefSeq, a predicted model, not a curated record
CUCCGACCCACGUGGAUCUGUCCGUGCUGCUGAUGCUGAUGCUGCUGGGACUGCAGCUGCCGCAUCCCGCGCCGCCCCGCACUCAACGUGCUCCGAAACAUCUGUAGGAAAUCACCUUGCGUCACGGCGAGGGAGGCGCGACUCUUGACACCUCUGUGUGCGUGCCGGGGGUUUGAGACUGCACCCCCCCCUCCUUUCCCCCGACCUGCGAAGAGUAUAGGAAACGCACGAGACGGACGGCACGUGCGGUGGGUGGUCUCCGACUCGCAGACUUCACGUGGCUCCAGCAGCGAGAGGCGCUCGGAGACAAGCCUCCACAGCGUCAGUCCGGUGCAGCAGCAGCAGCAGCAGCAGCAGCAGCAGGAGGCAACAUCCCAAACAUGGCUGUGGAGCUGGAGCCCACUGACGUGAUCCGUCUGAUAAUGCAGUACCUGAAGGAGAACAACCUCUACCGCACGCUGACGACCUUACAGGAGGAAACCACUGUUUCUCUCAACACGGUGCAGAGCAUCGAGAGCUUUCUGGAGGACAUAAACAGGGGCCACUGGGACUCCGUUCUGCUGGCCAUCGAGUCUCUCAAGUUGCCCGACAACACGCUGAUCGACCUCUACGAGCAGGUUGUGAUGGAGCUCAUUGAAAUGAGGGAGGUGGGCGCCGCCCGGUCGCUUCUCCGACAAACCGACCCGAUGAUCGUGCUGAGGCAGACCCAGCCAGAGAGGUUCUCCCGCCUGGAGAAGCUGCUGACGUGUCCUUACUUUGACCCCCGUGAGGCGUACCCAAAGGGGAGCAGCAAAGAGAAGCGACGCAGAGCCAUAGCUGAGGCCUUAGCGAGGGAGGUCAGUGUGGUGCCUCCUUCCCGCCUCAUUGGGCUCCUGGAACAAGUCAGCUACGUGAAGCGCCAGAUAACUUCGGGUUAUCUCACCCCUGAAAUGACCAUCGACACAUCUGAAAGCAAGGAGCAGCGUGUGGAGAAAGAAAGCUUCCCAACCCAGCUGUACCGCCACAUAAAGUUUGGACGCCGUUCUCAUGUGGAAUGUGCCCGGUUCUCUCCUAAUGGCAAGUAUCUAAUCACCGGAUCAGUGGAUGGGUUUGUCGAGGUCUGGAACUUCAACAGUGGAAAAAUUUGCAAGGACCUCAAGUAUCAGGCCCAAGAAAGCUUCAUGAUGAUGGACGAUGCUGUGCUGUGUAUGUGCUUCAGUCAAGAUUCAGAUCUACUGGCCACAGGAGCUCAGAAUGGCAAAAUAAAGGUGUGGAAGAUCCAAAGUGGCCUGUGCGUGCGGAGGUUCGAGCAUGCUCACAACAAAGGUGUGACUUGUCUGAGCUUUUCAAAGGACAACGACCAGAUCCUCAGUGCCUCAUUGGACCAAACCAUAAGAGUCCAUGAACUGAGGUCAGGCAAGACGCUGAAGGAGCUGAGCGGCCAUUCGUCGUUUGUAAACGAUGCGUUCUUCACUCAGGACGGUUUUCACAUCAUCAGCGCCUCAUCCGAUGGCACUGUUAAGAUUUGGAGCACGAAAUCCUGUGAAUGCGUUCGCACGUUCAAAUCCCAAUCAGCGACGCCGGACGCCCCGGUCAACAGUGUGAUUCCCCUUCCCCAAAACCCCGAAGAGUUUGUGGUGUGUAAGCGCUCCAACACGGCCGUCAUCAUGAACAUGCACGGCCAGACAGUGAAGACGUUCUGUUCUGAGCAGCCAGAGGGGGCAGGCUUUGUGUGCUGCGCCGUGUCGCCCCGCGGGGAGUGGAUCUACUGUGUGGGGGAGGACUGCGUGCUGUACUGCUUCAGCUACACGACGGGGAGGCUGGAGAAAACGCUGACUGUUCACGAGAAAGGCGUCAUUGGCAUCGCUCACCACCCACACCAGAGCCUGGUCGCCACAUACAGCGAGGAUGGCCUGUUGAGGCUGUGGAAACCCUAAAGUGUCUCCUGCUGCCUGCGGUGGAGGAGCUCGGCAGUCGUCUGCAAAGUUCAAAAACACUCUUAAAGGGACAGUUCAUAGUUUUUCCUGUAAAGUUCCACAAAAGUGCUAUACACAGCAUCUUAUCUGCAGUACGUGUUCAUACAGUGUGGAUCACAGAUUAGAAACUCACACUAGAUUUCAUCGUUUAAUAUAGUAAAGCCAAAGAGCCACCUGCGGCUCUGGAACUGCAGGUUGCAGACCUCUGAUCUAGCAGAACUGUGAUCCACUUUCAAUACAUAGCUGAAGCUAAAAAGAGCUGCAGCCUGGUUUUUAAAUCAUUGUUAAACUAUAACGAGAAAGGUAAAAAAAAAUUUAAUUGGUCCAAUCUGUUAUGGUGUCUGUAACCAGCGCAUAUCAUCAGCAGAAACGUAUUUAGCAUUAUGCUUUAAGUCCAGGAACCAGGACCAGUCCUUCUGGGGCACUGGCCCCCUGUUGGCCCCCCGUCUAGAACCCACCUGGAAAUAACUUGUAUCCAAAAACUGCCAUAGGGGUUUAGGCAAACACUAUUUAAUGAAGCUUUUCACAUAUGCAUUGAAUGUUUAUUUACACAACAACGCAAGCUGGAGGUGGUGCACCACCAAUGGUCUUCCUGAGCGAAACCAGAACUGAAACUCUAACAUGAAACCACGUUAGAGUUUAGGUAAAUGUUUGUCCAUAUGGUUGGUGGUGCUCCACCUCCUACCUAUUCUAAAGACUCCAUCUUCUACAGGUAAGAAACUAACCGCUCAUAGCCUUUUAUCAGAGCCUCACUUCAAAAACCCUGAACGGUCACAUUAAGAGUCGGGUGGAGUCGGUUUCUUUUUAUAUUGUCCCACAGCCUUCACCAGCAGUUCAGUUACUUUUUGUUAGUAUAUGAGCGUGAAUUAAACGUUUUUUUAAAAAAGCAAGAAAAUUCAGGAUGCAGCUAAGAAGAACCAACCUUAUAUUUCCUUUUUUUUUGCCCUGACGUAUAAGGUUCAGAUUUUUAGUUAUUUAUACAUCGUUUUUUCUAAGCAACUUGCCAGUUGACCGCUCUUUGUCGACACUUUUUAAGUCCUCCAUGUUGCUCCUUGUGAGUCCAACUUCACUAGUGCCAUUUGAACCCAACACUCUCAUCUCUUCUGUCUAUAACGGACAUGGAAAUGCAUGAUGGUGAACUGUUGUGAGUUUAUUUACAAUAGAGACUGCCUAAUGUUUGGGCAUUAAACUAUAUCAGGUAUUUGAUGCUUUAUUGGUUUUGUUUUGUAAAUGUGCUUUUUCCCCCCACCCCCAUGAUUCUCUCUGUGAAUAACCUGCAUGCUACCUCAGCUCACCGCCUCGCCAUGGAGCUGCUGUAAUUCACAAAUAUGCAUGCUAAGUGGCAGAUCCAGCCUCGUCUCCUGUGUGUUCGUGAUAGCCGGACCAAUUUGUGGUAGCGUUCCUGUGCAUGGCUGCAGGUGACAGACCGCCUCCUACCAGGGUUUAUUGUGUGUGUGAUAUUAAAUGUUAUUUAUUACUGUUGCGCAAAGUCACUGCACUCUAUUUUUGGUAUACUAUAUUGUUUAUAUUAUACACGUCUGGCACAGGAGAAAAAAGAAAAAUAAAUCCAAAUAAAAAAAUUAAAAAAACGAUGUGCUUCCAGUGCCAUUUGUUAACUCCUUGGUUAGUGUCAAGUUUGUUCUGCAAUUACAGGCUUCAGCUGCCGGAGGCUGAAUUUGGGCAACGCGCCAGUCCACAGGGGGUGAUGGUUAACUGGGUCAGCGGGAUGUUACAUUUUUAUUUUUUGGAGGAUAACUUGAACAGGACAUGGACACAGGUGUCAAGCUGCAAAGAGGGUUUCAAACGUACGUUUCGGUUCACUGGUCUUUUAAUGAGACGGCUGUACGGAGCGCUGCCCCUCCCCCACCUGUUGCCACCUGGCUGAAAAGAGCCUACUACACUUUUUAGUCCCUUGAUUACAAAAAAGAUAAAUCUGUUAAUUUCUUGAUGGUGAG